AUGCGUUUCAGAUUUGCCGCUACCGCCACUGGCCUGACUGACUCAGAACGCCUACUAAUUGAUUCUAUCAAACGGCGUUCGCCAAAGUUGAAAAAAUCUCAUGCUCACUUGGAAGUUGAGGGCCUCUCGGAAAGGCCAGUGGUCGCAUUGAGUACCGCUGAAGAGUACAACUUGGAGACAAUCGGAAACGCAAUUGCCAAGCAAGGGCUCUAUCACCCGGUGCCUAAUGACGGAAAUGAUUUUAAUGAUGAAGACAUCCUUCAUCUUACUGCAAAGUACAAAACAGAUGAUAAGAAGCGAGAAUUUUUCAUCUUCAGAGAAGGCUCGAUUGUGUUCUGGAACAUGACUUCAACUGAGUUUGGUUACAGCUCCAAGUCCAGGCUGCAAAAAGGCCUCAUUUAUUUAAACAUUGAGAAUGAUACUAACGUUGUUCAUUUGGAAAAAUAUGCCUUCUCUAAUGCCAUUGCACUCUCAGUCAAGUUAUCUAUUUGGGAAGCCAAUUUGGAUCGAUAUAUCGACAGCAUUGCCUACAUUACUCAGGACAUGAAAGAUGGCCGUAAAAUAAAACUGACUCGAGAGCAAGUGUUCCAAAAGACGGGUCAGUUGUUUGGCCUGCGCCACCGACUCAACCUCAGCUCAGAUCUGCUCGACACGCCCGAUUUUUACUGGGAUCGUGAAGAACUUGAGCGACUGUUCACUGCCACCCACGCCCACCUCAACAUCAACAAACGGACCAGAGUGAUGAAUGAGAAGCUGAACCACUGCAUUGAGCUGAUGGAUCUACUCUCAGCGCACCUCAACGACAUUCACCACGUUCGUCUUGAAUGGAUGAUUAUUGUGCUCAUUAUGAUUGAGGUCUUCUUUGAGAUCAUGCACUACGUUGAACGUUUGGCCACCAUGUAA
Messenger RNA from Rhagoletis zephyria (snowberry fruit fly), 903 nucleotides. The record is from RefSeq and is a predicted model, not a curated record. Lineage: Eukaryota; Metazoa; Arthropoda; Insecta; Diptera; Tephritidae.